Molecule: messenger RNA, 1590 nt
Organism: Linderina pennispora
Lineage: Eukaryota; Fungi; Kickxellomycota; Kickxellomycetes; Kickxellales; Kickxellaceae
Exons: 8
Coding region: 1-1590 (529 amino acids)
Biological process (GO): autophagy of mitochondrion; C-terminal protein lipidation; protein modification by small protein conjugation
Cellular component (GO): phagophore assembly site; cytoplasm
Molecular function (GO): Atg8 activating enzyme activity; Atg12 activating enzyme activity
Source: RefSeq, a predicted model, not a curated record
AUGAGCAAUAUUCUUCGGUUUGAGGCAUUCAGCUCGGUGGUGGAGCCCGAAUUCUGGGCCGGGCUUGCGCAUCACAAGCUGCAUUCGGCGCAGCUGGACACAGCACGCACGGAUAUCGAGGGCGAGUUUGUCAGCGGGCGGCGUCAUGCAGAGUUCAAGGCGGCCGACAAGGGCGAGCUUCUGCGGACUGCCGGGCAGGGGAUUCUGGACGACAUCCAGUCAGGCAAAGCGACAGCGACGCCCGAGAAGUACCGGUUCUACCACUGGUUUGCGUUCCCAGCCAUCACGGCCGACCCGCCGGAUACAGUAGCCAAGGAGCAGACGCUGCUGGAGUACGUGGGCGGCGACGAGGACAGGGUGCGGGACCUGGCGCGCGUGGCGACAGUCGGGGGAGCGUUUCUGGCCAAGUACUCGAUGGGGCAGUGGCAGGUGGGGAGGCUGAGCGACUGGCAGGGGUUCUUUGGCGACGGCGUCAUGCUUGGGUUUGUUGACCCCAGCAGCCAUGCGACGCGGCCGGGAUGGCCGUUGCGCAAUCUGCUGGCAUGGCUGCGGACAUGCGCACCCGGAGCAGACGCAGAUCCAGUGCCCCCGGAGAGCAUAGUGCUGGACAUCAACGUGACCAGGGCUGGAGACUUGAAGGCCCAGGGGCAGGUCAGCGGGUGGGAGCGCAACGAGGCCGGGCGGCUGGUGCCGCGCAUGGCCAAUCUGUCGGCAUCCAUGGAUCCGUCCCGGCUGGCCGAAUUGAUCUCGGGAGGGAUCUCGGCCACCCGGGCGCUGCUGCUGGGCGCCGGGACGCUGGGUUCGUAUGCUGCGCGGGCGCUACUGGCGUGGGGGGUGCGCAAAAUCACCUUUGUGGACAAUGGCAAGGUGUCGUUUUCGAACCCGGCCCGGCAGCCAUUUGCCUUGAGGCGGAUUUUCCCCAAUGUCGAUGCGCAGGGGGAGCAGCUGAGCAUUCCCAUGCCGGGCCAUCCGGUCCCCGAGAGCGAGCGGGAGGCGACUAGGCAGGCGGUGGGGCGGCUGGAGCAGCUGGUGGAAAGCCACGACGUGGUGUUCCUACUGACUGAUAGCCGCGAGAGCCGCUGGCUGGCGACCGUGCUGGGGGCAUUGCAUGACAAGCUGGUGGUGUGCAUUGCCUUGGGCUUCGACUCGUUUGUGGCCAUGCGGCAUGGCGUGCGGUCGCAGGGCAGCGGGCGUCUGGGCUGCUAUUUCUGCAGCGAUGUGGUCGCGCCGACCGACUCUCUGACCGACCGCACGCUUGACCAGCAAUGCACGGUGACGCGCCCUGGCCUGGCGCCUAUUGCGUCGGGGAUGGGUGUCGAGCUCGUCUCCACCAUCCUGCAGCACCCGCUGGGCAAAGCUGCCGCUGCCGACGCCGACGCCGGUCACACAAUCGUCGGCCAUGCCUACGAUAAGUGCACCGCAUGCUCGGACUCGGUGCUGAGCGCCUAUCGCGAGCACGGCUAUGCCUUUCUCGAGCGCGUGUUCAACAACGCCUGUACGCUGACGGGAUUGGCGCAGCUGCAUCGCGAGACUGAGGAGCUGAUGGAUGAUAUUGAAUGGACAGAUGAUGACGCUUUUGAAGAGCUAUAA